Nanorana parkeri is the source of this 1974-nucleotide messenger RNA. RefSeq names its product zinc finger protein 703 (gene ZNF703). The coding region runs from base 103 to 1692 and encodes 529 amino acids. Gene Ontology annotation, biological process: negative regulation of DNA-templated transcription. Lineage: Eukaryota; Metazoa; Chordata; Amphibia; Anura; Dicroglossidae. The transcript has 2 exons. Gene Ontology annotation, cellular component: nucleus. The record is from RefSeq and is a predicted model, not a curated record.
UGUAGAGAGCGCUGGGCUGGGUUUAGCAGGCAGAGCCUUGCAGCCAGCUGGAGGAAAGGGAGCACAAGGGGAACCUCUCAACCCUGGACAUCCCUCCUCCAAAUGAACUGUUCUCCCCUUGGAUCUAGCACCGACACACCACAGAGCUGCCCGACUCCUCCAGCACCAUUGCCUUCUCUAGCGCCCACUCACCCCCUGCGACAGGCGAACAGACUGCCCAUCAGGGUGCUGAAAAUGCUGAGUGCACACACAGGACACUUGCUGCACCCGGAGUACUUGCAGCCUCUCUCCUCCACCCCUGUCAGCCCUAUAGAGUUGGACGCUAAGAAGAGUCCGUUGGCCCUGCUGGCUCAAACCUGUUCUCAGAUCGGAAAACCUGAUCCCCCUCCUUCGUCUAAGCUGAACUCUGUGACUUCCAGCAGCGAGAAGGAAAGCAGCCGCAGCUCUUCGCUGAAACUGGGAGAAUCUCCGCUAGAGGACAAGUCAAGCUUCAAACCGUACUCUAAGGGAGGAGAGACGAGAAAGGAAAGCGGAUCUUCAAAUGGUGGCAAUGCGGACAAGGCAGGAUUUAGGGUGCCUAGCGGUUCGUGUCAAUCUUUCCCUCCGCACGCCGCAUCUCCGUCCUCAAGGGUGAGCUCCCCCGGACAGCACUGUGAAUCUAAAAAUGCGGAUGGACAAGAGAAAAAAGAGCCUGAAGCCAUCAAAGUGAGCGCAGAGGUGUCUCAAGCCAACCCCACCCUUACUAGAGCCAGUAUCAGCAACUCCAGCGCAGAGUUCAGCCAAAGCGGGGACGUUACCCCCAGCAGCAAAUCGGAGCCGCCGUCCCUGGGAUCUGGCCACGUGGCCCCAGUAUCUCCUUACAAACAUGGACACUCAGUCUUCCCUCUUCCACCGUCUGGCAUUGGAUAUCAUGGAUCCAUAGUGGGUGCCUAUGCUGGGUACCCGUCACAGUUUGUCCCUGGGUUGGAUCACAGCAAAACAGGCAUGGUUGGUAAUCAGCUACCUGGGACUUUAGGUUUGCCGGGGAAACCACCCAGCUCUAGUCCUCUGACCGGAGCCUCUCCUCCAUCUUUCAUGCAAGGAUUAUGCAGGGACCCCUAUUGUCUGAGCUACCACAAUGCCUCGCACCUCGGUUCUAGCAGCUGCUCCACCUGUGUGCAUGAUCCAUCUGCCCUGAAGUCCGGAUACCCCCUAGUCUACCCCAGCCACCCUCUUCAUUCAGUGCAUACGACAAUGUCUUCCAGUGUCACCCCUUCCUUGUCUGGCCAUCCUCUGUAUACGUACGGCUUUAUGCUACAAAAUGACCCAGUCCCUCACAUAUGCAACUGGGUGUCUGCAAAUGGACCUUGUGACAAAAGAUUUUCCACGUCAGAAGAACUCCUUUCCCACUUACGGACUCACACAGCCUUUCCUGGGGUUGACAAACUUUUGGCUGGUUACCCUACAUCUGGUUUGGGGUCUGCUGCUUCCUGUCACCUCCAUCUCCCUCCAACAGGGCCUGGAAGUCCAGGGUCUCUGUCCUUAAGAAAUCCACAUACUUUGGGACUAAAUAGGUACCAUCCGUAUGGAAAAAGCCCUCUAACAACGCCCAGUGGUCUCCCAAUGCCUUCAUUACCGGCAGGAUCUUACUAUUCCCCGUACGCUCUAUACGGACAGAGGUUAACGUCAGCUUCAGCGCUAGGAUACCAGUAAAUAGAAUUCCCUGACUCAUAGACUGUAUAUUUAUUUACUGUAUGUUAGCUUCAAGCUGGGAAUAUUAAGUGCAUUAUUUACAACAAAAAUCCAAUGGUAUGCAAACAUUCUGUGUCCCCAAACAAUUAUUUUGCAUUAUCAGUUUGUCUUCCAUUUGGUUUGGUCUUUUUUCUUUUUUUUUUUUCUUCUUUUUCUGUUUCCAUUUUUUUCUUUGUGCAGUUUUGCAUGAUAUUCAUCGCUUAUACAAACCCUUUUCUUUUAUUUCCCUUUUUGGGAGGUUAA